Molecule: messenger RNA, 711 nt
Organism: Microdochium trichocladiopsis
Lineage: Eukaryota; Fungi; Ascomycota; Sordariomycetes; Xylariales; Microdochiaceae
Exons: 3
Coding region: 1-711 (236 amino acids)
Source: RefSeq, a predicted model, not a curated record
AUGCUUCGUUCAAUAAUACUAGCCGUGCUCGCCUCAACACUGGCUCAAGCACACAUCAUCAUCUCCUACCCAGGAUGGAGAGGCAACAACCUUAUCACAAAUGAGACUUUCCCCUACGGCAUGCAGUGGAUGUAUCCAUGUGGUGGCUAUCCAACAACCACAAACAGGACAUUCUGGCCAACGACAGGCGGAGCCGUGGCAUUCCAGCCAGGUUGGUUCCAGGGCCAUCAGACUGCCUUCCUCUACGUCAACUUGGGCUUUGGCACCGAUGGACCUGGUGGCGGCCCCAGGAACAUGUCCUUCCCCAUGGUCCCGCCUUUCCAGCUUCUUGGUCCCUCCAAGAACCCAUACCCUGGCACCGUCUGUCUGCCGCAGGUGCCGCUUCCUGUCAACACGACAGUCAGGGCCGGCGACAAUGCCACCAUCCAGAUUGUCGAGAUUGCUGCCCACGGUGCCGCUCUUUUCUCGUGCGUUGACAUCACAUUCGCCGAGCCAAACGAUCCACGAAUCGAGAAGGUCAACAAGACCAACUGCUUCAAUAGCACCGACUUUGGCUUUGCCGAGCUCUACACCAUCACGACUCACGAGCCUGGCGCGUCUGCCAACAAGACCAGCGGCGCUCUGUCGAGGCUGCUUCAGCCCACCGCCUCGGCGUGGAGCUGGUUUGGCUACCUGCCAGUUGUGCUGGGCAGUGUGUGGAUGAUUCUCUAA